UAUGCAUGAAUGCAUGAUGACAAAUUAAAUGUCUUCUGCACAUUUGAAAUAUUUUUUUUCUUUGCUGCAGUGUAAUUUUUUACAUUUUUAUCUUCAGGAUGUCGUUUGAUGAUUUCAAGAAAAACUUUACUAAAUUGGAAAUGUGCAACUUAACUCCUGACGCGCUGGAGGGUGAAGAGAGACAAAGCUGGACGGUGUCGAUCAACGAGGGCCGCUGGGUGAGAGGCAGCUCUGCUGGCGGCUGCAGAAACUUCCCAGACACGUUUUGGACCAACCCUCAGUACCGGCUGCGGCUGUACGAAGAGGACGACCCCGAUGAGAGGCAGGUGCUCUGCACUGUUGUGGUGGCUCUGAUGCAGAAGGGUCGGAGGAUGCAGCGCCACACCGGAGCCAAAUUCCUCACCAUUGGAUUUUCAAUUUAUGAGGUGCCAAAAGAGGUAGGAGUGUCUCGAAGGAGGAUGGGUUCCUAAUGAUCUCAUCACUUGUCUCUCCAGAGGGUGACUGUAACAGUAUGCAGACAGUAUUCGGUUGCUGAA
This is a messenger RNA of Oryzias melastigma (Indian medaka), 536 nucleotides long. RefSeq names its product calpain-3-like. The coding region runs from base 99 to 470 and encodes 123 amino acids. Gene Ontology annotation, biological process: negative regulation of apoptotic process; proteolysis. The transcript has 3 exons. The record is from RefSeq and is a predicted model, not a curated record. Gene Ontology annotation, molecular function: calcium-dependent cysteine-type endopeptidase activity. Gene Ontology annotation, cellular component: cytoplasm. Lineage: Eukaryota; Metazoa; Chordata; Actinopteri; Beloniformes; Adrianichthyidae.